AGUAUCUUCUCAGGAUGAACUUGUAAAGGCGCUCCUUGUGACAGAGGCUGGAACAAAGCGUGAUAAGUUAAAUGUGGAUGCUUGUACUACCAGAAUCAACAACUUACUUUUCCAGGUGAGGUCCCUGCGAAUGACAGGUUCUCUUGCACUGAAUCUAUGCGGCAUUGCCUGUGGGAGGAUUGAUCUUUGCUAUGAGGCUGGGUUCGGAGGUCCAUGGGAUGUGGCUGGUGGUGCUGUUAUUGUUGAAGAAGCCGGUGGCGUUCUGUUUGAUCCAUCAGGAAAAGAUUUUGAUAUCACGUCUAGCUCAACGAGUAGCUGCGUCAAACCCUUUACUAAAGGAUGCUUUUAUUGAAGCCUUAACCCGCCAAAGUGUAUGAGAUUAUUCUGGAUACUACAAAUGCACAAACUCAAAUGUGACCAAUAAUUGUUGUAUUAUCAUUCUCUUGUUGGGUAUAUAUGACUUGUUGCGUUAAUGUAAUAACGUUAGUGGAGAAGAAAGGCUUGAUUUGGAUAAUAGAUGCGAAUUUUAUUAAAUAUCGCAUUUGCAAUAUGCUGAAAGUGU
This is a messenger RNA of Cuscuta europaea, 562 nucleotides long. NCBI's taxonomy places the organism in Eukaryota, Viridiplantae, Streptophyta, Magnoliopsida, Solanales, Convolvulaceae. The record is from the annotation of a GenBank genome assembly.